AUGGCUUCCUUUCUCCCUGUCAACAACUCGGCCCCUGAAGACCACGCGAUGGACGGAGCAGCUACACCUCGUGCGAUCUCAAAUAGCGUGCCGGUCACACCGGACGUUUCUUCGACGGAGCAGUUCCCGGACGGAGUUUCACACCGCAGCCGCGGUAGCGACACUUCAUCCCGCACAACCUUAACCCACGCUCGAACACCGUCAACGUCUGACGAACCAAUGCACGAUUCCGAGGGAGAACAGGACGAUUCCGAUCAUGAUCAAAAUCCGGGGAGUAACGGACCCCCCUCGAAAAAGAAGAAAGGCCAACGGUUUUUCUGCACCUCUUUCCCUCCUUGCAAUCUGAGCUUCACCCGGAGCGAACAUUUGGCCCGCCAUAUUCGAAAACACACUGGUGAACGUCCCUUCCAGUGCCACUGCUCUCGGCGGUUUUCCCGACUCGACAACCUCCGCCAGCAUGCUCAAACGGUCCAUGUCAAUGAGGAAAUCCCCGGAGAUUCGCUAGCGGCCACGGGCACACGGUUCCAGCGUCAGGUCCGGACAGAUCGACAGGAACUUGUCAAGUUCGAGUAUUGCGUCCACCGCUUCGACAUUCAGCCAACCUCCGGAACUUCGGCGACGCCCCCUCCUCUGAUCAUGGCCAACGACCCCGCAGCUCGAUCCCGACUGGCGAUGGAUUCGAUGGGAGAACCUCCGAGCACACCCCCAGGCCAAAUCCGUGGCGUCCCUGGUCCCUCGACAGCUGGAUCACCGUACACCCCCUCCAAUAUGUUCGCUGUCACUGGGGGAAGUCCCCAAUUUGCGUCGCCCAUGUCUGGCACAGCCCAUGGGUUCUGGGAAGGCAAGACGGCCGCCCGUCGUCUUUCAGUCCCAACGAGUAGCAACCCUUUCCUUGGACAGCAUGGCAAUGCGUAUCCCCCGGCAUACCACACCCCCGCCGGCGCACCUUAUCCGAACGCCGCUGGCGUAUUUGCAAGUCCUACUAGCACACAUUACUCUGCAUCUCGUGAUGAGGGCACCUUGAGCGCGGCUGAGGCGGAGAUGCGGAGAAGAACGUGGCACCCUUCUUCCUACACAGGGUUUCCACGUCCUGCGACUAGUGGCCUGAACCAAUACCAUACGCCCGACAAUGUCCCGGCCUCAUUCGGCGUGAACGGUUCGAGCGAGCAGCCGCCCCGACUCCCCGGAAUUGAAAGUUUCGACAAAGUAGUUCAACGGCCGAUAACCCCUCCCACUCGGAAAACCAGCCCAAUGCAGCUUGAUGGCCACCAUCGUCCACCUAAUCACGGUUUUGGAUCUGGGUUCAAUUACACACAGCCAGCCCACCGUCCACCGCCCCCCAUCUCCGGCCCCGGUCACCGACGAGGCCAUGUAUCCUGGGAUAUGUCUUUGCAUCAUAACUUAACCGGACUGGAUAUCCGAGACCGACGUCCAUCCACUGCGUCCGCUACUCAAUGGAGUCAACAAACGCUCGCGGAACUCCAAAAUGUCUCUUCCCGGCCAUCGUCAUCUUACCAGCCUGCAUUCGGCCCAAUGGCCGAGAGAAGUCCUGAAGAGUAUCGGGGACAUCGCCCAAGCCUUUCAACUGGGAGCCGCACGCGAACUUCCCCCGAGGAUUCCAGUAGCAGUGAGGGUGUCCAUACCCCAUCCACCGCAUCGCUUGAAUAUCAUCCCGCGAUUGUGCACAGCAGCGGAUAUAUCGAAUCUCAUGAUUCCUCACUGCCUUCCGAUCACCCUCCACCGAUAUGUGGCCGCCAGUCCUCCCACGCGGACGGCUACGAAUCCCAUAACGACCGGGAGCCUAGGCCCGACGUCUUCUCGGACUCUCCUGCCCGACACUCGGGCAUGGGUCGCCUAGAGGCUCUUGUGGCCGUUGCCACAAGUGAGAACAAAGGAGCAGCCAAGCUAUUUCUGUAA
This is a messenger RNA of Penicillium psychrosexuale, 1917 nucleotides long. RefSeq names its product C2H2-type zinc finger protein. The transcript is spliced from 3 exons. The coding region runs from base 1 to 1917 and encodes 638 amino acids. The record is from RefSeq and is a predicted model, not a curated record. Gene Ontology annotation, biological process: regulation of transcription by RNA polymerase II. Lineage: Eukaryota; Fungi; Ascomycota; Eurotiomycetes; Eurotiales; Aspergillaceae. Gene Ontology annotation, molecular function: DNA-binding transcription factor activity, RNA polymerase II-specific; RNA polymerase II cis-regulatory region sequence-specific DNA binding.